Messenger RNA from Aspergillus aculeatinus CBS 121060, 897 nucleotides. RefSeq lists its product as uncharacterized. The transcript has 10 exons. The record is from RefSeq and is a predicted model, not a curated record. Bases 1 to 897 code for a protein of 298 amino acids. Lineage: Eukaryota; Fungi; Ascomycota; Eurotiomycetes; Eurotiales; Aspergillaceae.
AUGUCUACUCAGAAGGCCGUCAUUGUUACCGAACCUAAGACUGCAGGCUUGUCCAUUUCCCGUGUCAUUCUCGAGCUCCGCGAUGAUUACGUCCUUGCAAACACUGUUAGUGUGGGGGGUGAUUACUCUGGCGUUCUUGAGAUUAUUGGUAAUGAUUUUAAGCUAUGUUGGAAGAAGGGAGACGGAAUCUGCGGUUCCGCUCAUGGUAGUAAUGCUGUUUAUUCCGAGGAUGGCUCUUGUGCCGAAGAAGUACGUUCUGCGCCAACAUCCGUAGAGUAUCAGCGCCAAGCGACCUUGAUCGUUGGUGGAUCGGUAGCCAGCGUCGCCAAAGGCUACUUGGAGCCUAGGGCGACUGGUCUGGAUCUCAAUUCAGGGCAAGCUUUAUACGAAGUCAGAAUUGAUAAAAUCAGCAAUAAUCAAUCCGCUCUGGAACAACAAGUGCACAAACCAAAUACCCCUCUGAAAAGCAAAGACACCACGGCCAAAAAGACGCCAGCGAAGGAUCGCGGAGCGUCUCGAGGAAUAGGUGGCGGCAAGCAAGCUCCACUUGACGGCCUCCAGAACCGCAUAACCCUUAUGGAGACCUCAGUUGAGACACUAAGCUCUGCUAGGCUAUUAUUCGCGAGUUUACGUGAGACCAUGAAGGCUGUGUAUACCAUAGCAGCCGGAAUAAGCCUUGAUGACGACGGAACCCGUCUAUCGAUUUCGAUCAAGUCCAAAGACCCCUUGGGUUUAUUCUUGUAUAAAGAGCUCCGCUGCACGGAUGGGAUGAAGAGCUUCGUUUCAGGCUGGGGGGAGGCCCUGCGCUGUCCGAAAUGGCCGAUAUACGCUGAGAUGUCUAUCCAUACUGAGGCCCCCGGUUUGAUGUGGCUGUAUAUCAACUUCGGGGAAUUGUAA